AACAAAACAAGAAGCAUGGCCUUCUAUCCUUCAAAGCUCAUCCUUUCCCUCCUCUUUGUUAUUGCUACAGCAGCAUCCAUAGCCCACGGCAUCCCCAUAGUGGACGUGUCAGUAGCAGGUCAGGUGGUUUGCACUGUCCCGGGAACUAACUGUACUACCUGCCCAGGGAUUGCUGGGGUUAACGUGACUUUGUCGUGCAACGGAGGUCGAACAACCCUUGCACAUGCCAUCACAAACACUGGAGGGUCAGUGAAUUUCACCCUAUCAUCUGCAGAUGCUGGUGCUCUCUUUGGUCAAUCGCAAUGCUUUGUCUAUGUGAAACUCCCCAUCGCCACUUGCUAUGUUUUCCCUCCCACCGGAGUCCUACGUUCUCCCGUUACCUUUGUGCGCCUUGUACACGGAGCCGCUGGUCCAAUUGCCAUCUUCAUUUUCCGAAUAUUUCAUCUUGUUGGUCGAUUUUCAUAACACUACUGCUAUAUAUAUCCAUGCAAAUGCUUCGCUUUGCUUUAUGCUUUGCUUUGUGCAUGGAUGAAUACUUCUACUUUUAGUUAAGUUAACUAGAAGCCAUGUAUACAUACAAC
Molecule: messenger RNA, 581 nt
Organism: Camellia sinensis
Lineage: Eukaryota; Viridiplantae; Streptophyta; Magnoliopsida; Ericales; Theaceae
Source: RefSeq, a predicted model, not a curated record